Bipolaris maydis ATCC 48331 is the source of this 423-nucleotide messenger RNA. The record is from RefSeq and is a predicted model, not a curated record. Lineage: Eukaryota; Fungi; Ascomycota; Dothideomycetes; Pleosporales; Pleosporaceae.
AUGCUUACAUUGGACGUGAUUGUGUCGACAGUUUACAACACUUUGUUGAACCCGAAACUCACAAUCCCGAUACUUUGCGGAUAUGCUUACCUUCAUCCGGACAAACUCUCCGUGACGUUGCGGGGAGCGGAAAAUCAACUGAUUGUGGCGAGUCCAUCAGUUCGAAAAGCAGGCUACUUGAUCCUUGCAAGUCUUGUACUCCGCUUCGAGAAGUAUUUGUCCCGACGCGCAAUGAACAAUGGUGUAUCAGACACAUAUAGUUGGGAAAAGGAAAUCGUCGUCGUAACGGGUGGUGCGGGUGGCAUUGGGGGCGAGCUUGUCAAGCAAUUGGCUGCCAAAGGGACCAGGAUCGCAGUCCUGGACGUGUUGCCUUUGUCGUAUUCGAAGCGUAAGAUCUGUACCCAUGCUUCAACAGAAUCUUGA